Molecule: messenger RNA, 1914 nt
Organism: Ictidomys tridecemlineatus (thirteen-lined ground squirrel)
Lineage: Eukaryota; Metazoa; Chordata; Mammalia; Rodentia; Sciuridae
Gene: Prok2
Product: prokineticin 2
Biological process (GO): endothelial cell proliferation
Source: RefSeq, a predicted model, not a curated record
CGUCAUCACAGGGGCCUGCGACAAGGACCCCCAGUGUGGCGGAGGCAUGUGCUGCGCUGUGAGCAUCUGGGUUAAGAGCAUCCGGAUCUGCACACCGAUGGGCAAAGUGGGAGACAGCUGCCACCCGCUGACUCGGAAGAACCAUUUUGGAAAUGGGAGGCAGGAAAGAAGAGAGAGGAAGAGAAGAAGAAGGAAAAAGGAGGUUCCAUUUUUUGGACGGAGAAUGCACCACACCUGCCCUUGCCUGCCGGGCUUGGCCUGUGUGCGGACUUCAUUUAACCGCUUUACUUGUUUAGCUCACAAGUGAUGUCUGCAGAGAAGGAACUUUCCAUGUGCACAGGGUCCAGAGGCCUGCAGAGCCCGACUUGGGAUCCUGCCCUACGAGCAGCGCCGGAUAGGAGCGCCCGGCUUCCAAGUAACAUUUCAUCUUUGAUUUUUCAGUGACUUUUUUUUUCCCCGUUGAAAGGGAAUUUUAAUUUUGGAUAGAAAUGUGAAGAGCAGAGCAUCACGGCACCGAUUCUCAUUUCCCUGUUGGGUUUUGGUUUGGUUUGGCUUUGUUAGUGCCAGUAACUCACCCACUUGUAUGGAAAUGGGAAUAAGAAUUGGUAUUUUGUUACAGGAACAUUUUCUUUUUUAUCCACCCCGCUGCUCCAUCCUUGCCUCUGUAUGUGUGUGCGUGUGUGUGCGUGUACACACACACAGUGUACACACACAUACACACACACACACACACACACACACUUUGGUCUUUGUCUCUUAAAAGAUGUGUAAGACCCUGUUUCUUCCCCAUUUCCCUCUCUGCCUUAUUGGCGUUUUUAAGAGGGAGUUCUGUGUCCUGUGUCCUGUUGGUGGACUCCCUGGUGAGAGCCUAGCUGUCCACUGGAUCCUUCAGUGAGAACAAGAGGGGACCCCAGAACCAGGCACUCCACACUCUUCCUUGGCAGUGAGGGCUGGGAGGGCCUCUGGAAGCUGCCUGGACUCGGCCAUCCUGAUGGGCCUCAGUUCUGCUAUGAACUGGGGAGGCCAGAAUCAGUGGGAAACCAUGUGGAUCGAGUCCAGAUUCCUAGAUUUGGGGUUUUUUCUUGAGUUAAAGAAGUCAUUUCCAAUACAAUAGCACAUGUAUUCUUCCUUUUUUUAUGAAGUUUACAUUUUAAAAAGUCCCCUCAUUAGAGAUGUUCUAAAAAAUGUCACUGGGGGAAGAAGUACUCAUUGUAAUCCAGUGUAACGCUCUCUAGCUACCAUUUUUAAAUCAGUAUUGUUAAAUCUAAACUUUGUUGCCAUCAGAAGUUCUUUUGCAAUGGAUUGCCUGAUAUCCUGUCCUGUGUAACGUGUGUCAAUAUUGCUGUGUGAAAAUUCUGUAUCAGAAUAAUGGCAGUACUGUACGGCACCUGAUUUAACUUUAAGACUCUAUUUUCACUUUUCUCCUGGUUGUCAUUUUUCUUACAAGCACAUUCCUGUACAGGCCACAUGCUAAAAUGGGCAAAGACACCUCCAAGGUUGGCAAAAAAUUAUCCUCCUGUGAUGUGCGUUUUUAUUUUACAUCCAGGAGCAUGGUGUUUGCAUGGAUUGUAAGGUAGUACCAACAAAUAAACUAUGUGCGCGUCAGUGAAGCUCUGGAGUAUGAAGGGACAUUGCAACGUCCCAGAGCAGCAGGCCUGGCAUGGACCAAGGGUCAGCCCUGUGAUGGAGCUCUCGUGACGGAGCCUCUGUGGUGGGUGGGCAGGCAGGGCACUGGGUUCUGCUGCACAGUGGUGCCAAGGCCACGUGGCCUCGAGAACCCCACCAAGUGUUGCAAAUUGACUUAACGUCACAAAUAAACAACAUAUCAGAUGUGUUCCACUGACUGGCCUUUCCCCGCGCCAACCCACCAACCAUUAAAAGAAUAAAUAAAUAAAAAUGUGCAUUUUGUAGUUA